This is a messenger RNA of Cladophialophora yegresii CBS 114405, 1953 nucleotides long. RefSeq lists its product as uncharacterized. Gene Ontology annotation, cellular component: membrane. Gene Ontology annotation, biological process: transmembrane transport. Bases 1 to 1953 code for a protein of 650 amino acids. Gene Ontology annotation, molecular function: myo-inositol:proton symporter activity. The transcript has 8 exons. The record is from RefSeq and is a predicted model, not a curated record. NCBI's taxonomy places the organism in Eukaryota, Fungi, Ascomycota, Eurotiomycetes, Chaetothyriales, Herpotrichiellaceae.
AUGACCGCAGCCGCAGCUGACGCAGAUAGCGGUGAUGAUGAGAAGUACAUGGGUGAGAAGCAAGACACACAAUAUGUCGACCUGCACGAUAGUGCCACAGCAAAGAUCAAAAAUCCUCUUGCCCACCUCUCCAACGAAGAAGUAAUCAAAGACGUGCAGGAGUUCGCUAGGGUCAACGACUUCUCGGACAAAACCGACCUUCUCAUAAAAGGAGCUCUCGUGGCAAAAGACCCUCCAGCCUUUGAGAGCGUGCCAGGUCUCACGGAAGCAGAAAAGGAGGCUAUCAGGAACGAGGUCUUGCACAAAUGGCGCCAACCAAAGUCGCUCUACUUCACCAUCAUCCUUUGCUCGAUCGGCGCUGCUGUCCAGGGUUGGGAUCAGACCGGCUCCAACGGUGCCAACCUGUCGUUUCCCGAUGCAUUGGGGAUCCCUGUCAGCGAUUUACUGGCCGACGGCAGUCCUAAUCCCAACGCUGCGCGGAAUCAAUGGUACCAAGGUCUGGUCAACGCUGGGCCCUACAUUGCUUCGGCAUUCCUUGGAUGUUGGUGCUCUGAUCCCCUGAACAACUACUUUGGUCGCCGGGGCACAAUCUUCGUGUCUGCUGUCUUCUGCUUUCUGAGUCCCAUUGGUUCCGCGGUUGCCCAAACUUGGGAUCAACUGCUAGUCACUCGACUUCUGCUCGGGAUCGGCAUGGGCUGCAAAGGCUCGACUGUCCCGAUCUUCAGCGCUGAGAAUGCUCCUGCGGCAGUUCGCGGGGGUCUGGUGAUGAGUUGGCAAAUGUGGACCGCAUUCGGUAUCUUCUUGGGAACAUGCGCCAAUCUCGCCGUAAAAGACACUGGUGCCAUCUCAUGGCGUCUUCAAUUUGGUUCCGCCUUCAUCCCUGCGGUGCCUCUUCUUGUCGGCAUCUACUUUUGCCCAGAAUCGCCCCGUUGGUAUAUCAAGAAGGGCAAAUACCGCAAUGCCUUCGCCUCCCUCAAGCGCCUACGCAACACGGAACUCCAGGCUGCCCGUGAUUUGUACUACAUUUUUGCUCAACUCCGCAUGGAAGCCGCGCUGGUCGAGAGGGAGACCAACUAUGUGACUCGCUUCAUCCAGCUGUUCACAAUCCCGCGCGUUCGUCGCGCCACCCUUGCUUCCUUCACGGUCAUGAUUGCCCAGCAAAUGUGCGGCAUCAACAUCAUCGCUUUUUACAGUUCCACUGUGUUCUCCGAGGCUGGCGCUUCAGUCACAGAGUCACUCCUUGCAUCAUGGGGUUUCGGUUUGGUCAACUUUGUCUUCGCUUGGCCUGCGAUCUGGACUAUUGAUACUUUCGGUCGUCGAUCACUUCUGCUAUUCACCUUCCCCCAGAUGGCCUGGACUCUGUUGGCAGCGGGUCUUUGCUACCUGAUUCCCGAGUCGAGUACUGCUCAUCUCGGUCUUGUGGCUCUCUUUAUAUAUCUGUUCGCAGCCUUCUACUCACCGGGAGAAGGGCCCGUGCCCUUCACCUACUCCGCCGAGGUGUUCCCCCUCUCUCAUCGUGAAGUCGGUAUGGCCUGGGCUGUGGCAACAUGCUUGUUUUGGGCUGCUGUGCUCUCCAUCACAUUCCCACGAAUGCUUGCAGCUAUGACACCUACCGGUGCCUUCGGGUUCUAUGCCGGCUUGAACAUCAUUGCAUUAGUCAUGAUCUUCCUCUGGCUGCCCGAGACCAAACAACGAACUCUGGAGGAACUCGACUAUAUCUUCGCAAUCCCCACCCGCACCUUCAUGAAGCACCAAUGCUUCAAGGUACUGCCAUGGUGGAUCAAGACCACCAUUUUCCGCCGCAAAAUUGGGCCUUGUCCAUCGCUCUGGUCAUUCGAUGGACACGUCGACAACGACAGAGAAUUCGUGGAGACUGUUCGCAAGCAAAGUGUGGCUACGGCGGGCGGCCGCCGCCGAAGCAGCAUCGCGGAUAAAAUCGCCAACAGAUUCUGA